CUCCCUCUCUCUCUCUCUUCCUCUCUCUCACGUGAGAAAUUUUCAAGUAAUGACUAUUAAUACAAGUCUUAGACUCGUAUUUACGUGUUCACACUUUCUAUUAUACACAACGAAGGUGCAAGAUUAAUUUUCGUCAUAGAAACCGUCUCGCAAAGACUCCCAGACCGACUUUCAUGUGAUUCCUCACGCUUUCUUAUUCUAUAAAAAUCGUUUGUUCGAUUUAUAUCGGUGCACUCUCUACGUUUAUUUCAUGCGUCCUUACAUAUGUAUUUUGUCCGUAUCUAAUCUGUAUCUAAUCUGUAUCUAAUCUGUAGAAGCGAUUAGACUUGUAUCUCCUCAACAACACGAGGGGACACAAGUUUGAGAAAUUCCCUAACAGCCAGGGGACAUCCAAAGUACAUCUUGAGGAAAUCUUGAAGACAUUUCUUCGUCCUUAGGACGUCCUCAGGAGACCUUAUGCUGUCUGGGUUUGAGAGAAAAAUUCAUUCUGUCAGAGAGAAAGAAAGAGACAACAAUAAGAACGUGACGACGAGCGGUAAACAUGAAGGAAUAGGGAAACAAGCAAUAUGGAGCGAAGCUGUUUCACCGGAGGGGAACUCCUCAAUUACGCUCGCGCGUUCAACCGGCUCUUUAUAGCGGCUCUCGAACAACGCGCGCCGCGUUCGUUCUGGGCGUAGCGUGUGCCGCACAUGUGCUCGUUUACAGAAGCACGUGCACCGCCGGAUACAAGCCUCUUUUUAUCGGACGGGAGUCGCGUUGCAGGUGCAGUUCGGGCGCGAUGCAACGAGGCGCGGCGCGACGGCCGGUCGGUACUCCGCGCGACGGUCACAGGAACAGGCCUCUAUUAAUAGCCACGAAUGUGUGUGAUUUGUUCGGGAAAGCGCGUCUAGCCGUGGCAACGGCACGACCCGAGCUUCGACCAAGUAUGACGAACUUCGGGACCAUUUUCAAAAGUUAUUUCGCGAGUUAAGCGAAGAGGAGCUCGGAGAGCGGCGUUUCGCGUCGCACCUGCAGAGUCACGCCUGGCGUUUGUGCGAGGUGAUGACCGACAAAGAGUUAAACACAGUCGGGACAACAGACGUCGUCUGCUGAUAAUGACACAACUCGCUCAUAGCAGCUCUUAUUCAAACGCAAUAAAUCGUUGACUCGAUUCUUCGGAAGGAUCAUUCUAAGGUAGUUGGUCCGUAAAGCCGCUUUCUUGGUGAUGUUUUUAGAUAUAUUUACAAAUGUCUAACACAUAUUGACACUUCCAGUCAAAAAUAUUACACGCUAAGGCGUGAGAAACGAUUGUUUCUUUGUGGAUUUCUAAACGCUUUGAGAGUUUGAUGGAUAUUCUCUUGCAAUAAUACCAAAAUUGUGUAUAUAUCAUAAAUCAAUUUAUACACAUUUUGCACAGGUUUGUCGAGCUAUUUCGUAUUAACCACUAUCUUUUUAACAGUAUUGUCACGGACCACCUACCUUAGAAGGAUUUUAUGAAAGGGCCUUUUGAAAGAAUCCAGAAAGAUGAUACGAGGGUACAUAUUUCGACGAUCCUCUGCAGAUAUAUUAAUAGUAUCGCAUUCUUCCUUCCAUCAGCUGAUCCAUUUGGUGGAGAAGUAUAUCCGAACGCUUCGUAGGUAUCCCUGCGGCUUCUCUGCCCGCAGCGAGACGCUCUUCGCCGGAGAAGGUCGUCAUGGCAGUCGAUAAUCCGUCGUACUUCUCGCUGUCCGGCGAGGCGUCGUCGUCGUCGCCGGUGACGACGACGACGACGACGUCGCCCAGGGGCCACCACGGCAGUGGCUUCUCCGCGCUGUUCCGGAGAAGGCCCAACAACAGAAUGGGCGGCGCACCCUCUCAGGGUGCCGUCUCCCUCGCGGAAUCCACACCCGGUAGCCUGGCGCAUCAUGAGGGCCGCGGCAACGUGUCGGGCGCGUCCACGCCGACGGAGGAGCGCGCGCCGAUGUUGGCGCAGAACGGCGCGGUGCAGCCUGGAUGUGGUAAAAGAAGAAGCUUCCGGAACCUCUUCAGGUCUGUGAGCGCAAAUGCAGACCAUGAAAGGACUCAGAAAUUCCUCAAAGGUGACCCGAGGCCGUCUGACGUCGCGCCGCCGUCGCCAUAUCUGCCUCACAGGUCACAUUCGCAUUCCGAGAAAGAUCGACAUCGUCCUAGCCGAGGCAGAAGAGUCCUGAAAUCAGCGAGCGAGCUUCUGUCCAACGACAUGGUUUUUUGCGGUUUAACGGCCAAUUCCAAGCACCGUAAUAGCGAGGCUGACUGCAACAACGUCAACAAUGACGACGAUGACGAUGACGACACAGCGGAGGUUUUCCUCGGCGUAAACGACGCCAGGUAUUACAAUCUUUCGUCUACGCUUCCUGCGGCCAGCUCGACAACAACUUGCCAAAGAAGGCACUCGAUCGGCACUUUCCUCGGGAAAGAAGUAUCCGGUAACAUCGUGACUAAUGUACGACAACAAAAAGCUACAGGAUCUAGAAAUCCGCUGGAAGCGGACGCGGCUGCCGUUUCUGCAUCCGUCGACGAUAUCGAUGGCGGUCCUUGCAAUGACGGAGAAUCCGUCGCCUGCGUCAGGACCAGACGCAGAAAGCACAGAAACUCAUCUAAUAAGGGAUUGCAUUCAGCGAUAACUUCGUCGAGGGACGGACACUCGGAGGACGACGUCCUCUUCGUCUCUAGCAAAGGUAGCGAGGCGUCGAAGUUAUGGAUCAACUAUCUGUCGGCGUGUUUCGAGCAAAUCAGUCGACAGCAAGGGCGACCACCGUACAAAGUGCGUCACGUGGCGAUCGAGGAGCCGAUAGCCCCGAGAACGGAAGAGAGGAUCCGUUGCUCUCGUCUCCAGAUCGUCGUCGUCUGUCCAGUUCUGUUAGAACAAGCCCGUGCUAAUCCGGAGCAUGCUAUUCAGCUGACCAGACACCUGCUUACUGAGAAGGUGUUGGCGAUGAUGUUGGGUGUUCAAGACGGCCACAUCAACGACAGCCACAAGUCCAGCUUGAUCUGCUACGAUCAGUGGAGGAAGUUCUUCGUGAAGGACCAGGACGAGACGUUCGUGGGCGAAUUAUUGGGCGCGGCGGUCGGCAUCCUAGGAACCGCGCCACCGCCGGCACUUAGGGCCGACAAGACUGCAUUCUCCGUGCAUCCGAAGAAAGUCAAGCUGGGGCAGAACAGGAUAAUCGUUCUGCUAAACGACCCCCUGACUCCCGAAGAUCACAUCUCGGUGAUCGUCGACCGUUGUGGCGAUGCGAUCGAGAUAAGCAACGUGAAGAGGAGGAAUCCUUACGCGCUGCAGUUCUCGAUACCAGAGAGGUGUCUCGAAGUUUCCAUGCUGGUCGGAGUGAGAAUAUCCAAGAACGGCUGUUCACUUGGCGUUAGGCAAGUCAAGUGCGAGAGCAGACUCCGAGAACUCGAUCAGAUCCUCAGGGCUCACGACAAUCCUCUCGACUUCAUGUGCCAGACUUUCGGCUUUAGUUCUACUGACCGGGACCAGUUGGACAAUUGGAUGGUUCACGCGUUUCAGAAGAACAUCCCACCCCACUUCAAUCUUCUAUCAACGCCAAGUGGUUUAGUAAACACCCAUAAACAUCACAUAAGUCCCGAAGAAAACCCGACAUUGCUACACUUUGCCGCGCGAUUCGGCCUGGAGAAAUUGGCAUGGCAAUUGCUGGAAUGUCCAGGCGGCGACCUGGCGUGCGAUCUGCGAAACGUCUCCGAAAUGACACCCGCCGAUCUCGCGGAACAAGGCGGGCACACGAAAUUGGCGCAACAACUGCGAGGCUACAUGCAAAUAAACGAGUUCACCAACAUGUACAGCUACCUCAAAGUUAUAAGCGAGACGACUAAUCGACCGACAGAUCACGACUCAGCAACAGACGUUCCGUCGCCGAACGCGAACGAAACCAGCAACGAAAACGAGGAUUAUUGUCAACCGAGACCUCUCAGCGAGGCUUACUUGGUGCCGCCGAUUGCGAGACCAGUAACGACUCUGAUUCCAACUCUGCAAACGACUACCGCCAGUAUGGCCAUGAGCAAUCCCUUAACCGCUAAUUACUCAGUCGUGCCAACGCCUACACCAGUGAUAUUACCGUCCACACCGUCCGCGAGCUCUAACUCUUCGAAUGGACCGGACCUAUCUUUUCAGGGCUAUAUGAAAAUGUACCCUGUCGUCACAGGUUCGAAAUCGUCAACGAUGAACUCGAUGAAGUUACAAUCAUCUCGAACGGGCACGCCUACGCAGUACACUCGUUCGGAGUGUCAUCAAGAUUCUACGGCGGUACGAGAGGACAAUUCCUGUCAGAAGGUUAAUCAGCCUCCUCCCUAUGGCAGAACGUCAUCCAACAGCAGCACCAAGUCCAGAGAACCGUCAGGCCCUCAGGACGAGCUGCUGGAGAUCAUAAACGACUUCAAGAACAACGUCUUCACGAUCUCCGAGGUGGAGAAUCUUGUCGAGAAUUGGCAGAAACGGAACGACGUCCAGCAAAGCUUCAAGGACAAGCAACGGCAGCUCACGGCGAUGCGAGAGGAAUACGAGAGGAUACAGAAGAAGAUGAAAGAAGAAAUGAAGAGUGCGACGCCCUUCGACAAGAUACGAAGGUUCUUCUCCAAAGGGAAGAAAGACGCAAAAGAAUCCACCAGAGUUGCUGCCAACUCGCCUUCGGGCAAACCCGAAAGCGUCAAUGGUGGAUUAGCCGAUCGCCGGCCUGUUAGUAGCUUAAGUCUUCGUAGUGUCUCCAGUUCGUCCUCAUCCGGUAGAAUGAGCACUGUCAGCGGGUGCAGCGGCACGAGCUUGGGCGACAGCGGAACACAUUCCGACUCUGAAGAAAGAAAGCUGCAAAAUCUCAGGGACGAAAAGGCCGGCAUGACAUCCUACGAGAUACCACCAGCGCCUAAACCGUACACAGGUAGGUAUUCACCUGCGCCCGGGUAUUCCCCGUCACCGAGUGCCUCCAUCGUACGCGACCUCGAUCUCCGGCCGUCGCGAUCGCCGUCCCGGGCCAACGACAACGAGUACUACAUCGCAUUCCCACCGUCGGGAUUACCCGUUCACGCGUUCAAAGCGGACGGCUCUCCGCGGGAACCGGACACUCCGAGCUCUCCGUGCGAAUACUCCAAGUGUCUCGACUUCGCCCGGAACGUCGUUGCCGCGCCGGACGAACGAGACGGGUUCGAGACGGCAACGAAACACAACAGCUACGCGAACAUCGACCCAUUAGCGCCGAGUUUAUUCUCGGAUUCGACUCGCGCCCUGGACGGCAUAAGCGACGAGGCGACGUCGGUCAAUUCAGCUCGCGCGAGUGAGGAAAUUGCGAGAGAACGUCGCGCUGACGAGGUUGCCGAAGCGUGUCAUCCCGACACCUCGAGGACGAAGCCGUCGGUGCUCGCGCAAUCAGUCGCCGUCGACGAGGUCGAUUCCGCGACGUUUGUCGCUCGAAACGACCAGGACACCGCGGUGAGGUACGAGCAGGCGCGCACACCGGACUUGACAAACGUGCCGAACCAUAUGAAUAUCGAGGCCAAUGAGAGCGGCAGAAUGCCGGAAUACAUGAACCUCACUAUUAAUAUGGGUCACGACUCCGUCAAAAUCCUUGGCGCCAUACCAAAGAAACUGCCCGCGCCGCCUGUACCGCCGAGAGGUACGACUUCUCGUGUUGAAUAAUUUCACACAGAGCAGACACGAGGUGUCUACCGCACUACGUCGAAUGACUGGAUACGUUAUUACUCAAUCAGGCACAAAUUACUGGAGGAUGUCUUAAAAACUUCCAAGAGACGUCUAAAAGAAAUAGGACGUCUGUUGGACGUAUUUAAGACACCCUUUAGUAGAUUGAGUGAUGUCUGGAUGUUAACUAACGUUGACUGCCGUUGAUUAUUGUAAGACUCUACUGAAGAUUGAGUCACCAAACAUACGGUAAAUCAAUGCAAUUCGCGAUUAUCGACGGCCGUUGUUAUUAAUGAGUAGGGCUAUUUUAAGUCUGCUUGUGUGUCACAAGCCGGAUACGCAAUCUACCUGAUGAAGCUCAUCUAGGUAGAUUCGCGAUCCUAGAUAAGCGUUGGAUAUCACACAUGGCCUCUCAAGCGAGAUGAAUCACUGCUCUAUUGCGGUGGACUUUUAUUCGAUUCUCUGAAGUUAUUUUCCGAAGAGAAAGAUCAAUUGCGAAAGGACUGCGGAAAUUUUCUACGGAAUCUCGAUGAAAAAGGAUUUCGAUGACGCAUGUGUGUUCUCGAAAUCGCGAGUCCGUGAAGUGAAAGAUCCUUGUUCGGCCGAUCGUUACGCUAAACUAUUUGGAAAACCAAAUCGUGUUAAAAUAAAAAAGUACCAAUACCCAAUCCUGAAUAUUGUUGUUUUGGUUUUUAAAUGCGAAUAUUUAAAUUUUUAACAUAGAAUAUAUAUGUAUUUUCUAUAUUUUUUUAUUAAAAAUUUAAAUAUUCGUAUUUAAAGACUAAAACAAUAAAAAUGUCCACAAUUAGUGUCCAGAUAUUGAUAAUUUUAUCUUAAUUGUUAUAUGUCGGCAUAUCGACUGAUGAAAUUCGAGUCGCGAAAGGGAUAAAAAUAAGUACUGCAACGUAAUUUUCAACAAUUUUCCCCGGCGCUGUAGUGCCUGAUUUCAUAUUUUUUAAAUAUAAUCUUGCACACACAUACAUAUAUACACAAAUACAUCACGAUAUCAAGUUAGGAUUAGUUCGCAGUUUCACAAUCCUAAACUACUUUAAGAUUGAUGUUUAACGAGUUCUCAUUAUAUGUUGCAGUCACGACUAAGAAGUAGGAACCGGAAAUCGACGCGAUCGCAAGUGAAAGAGAAUUUCUUUUGUACAUUGCGUGGCGCGUUUCCCUUCUUUUUCGUGCAUUAAGCCACGACUGAACUUUCGUGAUGACUAAAACUCAGAUCAGUUAAUGUUUAUCACUGAGAUUUAUCUGUGUAUUUCAUACUCGUUAAUUAUACGUUACAUUAGUUUAGCUACGUCGAAGGAGAUACUCUCGCGUGGCCACGAUAAUUAGGAUAUAAUCACUAUCGCUCUUAUACCCAAAGAUAAGAAGUCGCGAUAUUCAGCAACACACGAAUCCACUCGCCUCAUAUUAUUCGUACAAAAGCAGCAGCGUUGAUCUAAUUAGCUCGAAUAUGAUAAUUAAUUAAUAAAAAAAUAUAUAUAUUAUGGUAUCACUAUACGAUAGCAAAGUUAGUCGGAUUAAGCUCCGAGAAAUGUAUCGCGCUACUUUUGCACGCAGCGAGAACGACGUUUCAAGUACCAAGGACGCAUUUAUCUCUAAUUAUAAGGCCAACGCGUAAACCGCGAAUGUUUUAUACCAUUUUUAUAAUUCCCGCCGACACGACUUUAUUUUAUAUAUACAUGUAUAUUUAUAUAUGUAACGAAGAAAAAAAACGGCACGAAGAAAAAUACAAGAGCAAAUCCAGA
Odontomachus brunneus is the source of this 7398-nucleotide messenger RNA. RefSeq names its product phosphoinositide 3-kinase adapter protein 1 (gene stumps). The transcript has 17 exons. Gene Ontology annotation, cellular component: cytosol. The coding region runs from base 1673 to 5644 and encodes 1323 amino acids. The record is from RefSeq and is a predicted model, not a curated record. Lineage: Eukaryota; Metazoa; Arthropoda; Insecta; Hymenoptera; Formicidae. Gene Ontology annotation, molecular function: fibroblast growth factor receptor binding; transmembrane receptor protein tyrosine kinase adaptor activity.